UUUGUCUCCUUAAUUUUUUUGAUGGAGAGAGUAUUAGUGAACAAACUUAUGCACUGACCAACUUGAAAGUUGGACCAUUGCCACUAAAAAGAAUGGAUUCCCUAACCGACGUUAUUGUGAUAUGGUGAUGAAGUGCAUGGAAGUUGAAAAGCUAAUUUAGUUUGGGAAAAGGCCGUACAUGAAUUUGACCGCCUCACCACAGAGUUGUUUGGAUGAAAACCGUACAUGUAAGUUUGGUUUAUACUUUUUUCUGUUCUGAUCGUGCCUUUUGUCUAUGGAUGUUCUCGAUCAUGAAUUCCAUGUGUAUGGGUUAUGAAUCCUACUGAAAGAAGCUGCUGGUGUGGAGAUUAGUACUAGUCACUAGUUGAAAUUUGUCAGUAUGGUCAGGACAAAAACAGUUCAGGUGUUUGGGUUCCCUCAUCUUGUAACUGCAAGUGAUGCUAAGGUAUGCUUAGAGAGGUAUACAGGUGUAGGUUCUGUGUAUGCCAUAGAGGUAAAGAUGGCUAAAAAGGGAGGAAGAGCAUAUGCUAAAGUCCAAUUUGAUAAAGCCAGCAGUGCAGAAGGAAUUAUAGCUCUGGCCAGUCAAAAUGGAUUGCACUAUGGCUCGUCUUAUUUGAAGGCUUGGGAACUAGAUGCCUAUAUUGUGCAACCUAGAUCAUACAUCCAUAAGAUGGAGAACAUAACUCUAUGCUUUGGGUGCCAAAUAUCAGUAGAACGGUUUUACAAGUUAUGUAGAUUUGAAGAUGUUUCAAUAGAAUUUGGAUAUGGAUUGAAGAAGAUACGCUUCUAUCUAUCACAUCACUUUGUUCGAUACAAGCUUCAACUUUUAUAUGAUCACAUUUGGCAGAUUGUGCUGCAUAGAUCCCCCGCCCAAAACAUUAAAUAUCUUGUCAUACAGUUAGUUGCUGCUCCACGGAUCUACAAGAAAAUAGAAGAAGACACCAUCUAUAGCUUCUUUCAGGAAACUCCAGAUGAUCAGUGAGUGAGGACUACAGAUUUCACACAAAGUUUGAUUGGAGAAUCUUCUGGCUUGUGUCUGGAGCUUCCUAGAGGCGUCAAAUUACCAGAUUUCCGUAAUAAUUUUGUCUUCUACAAUGAAACUGAAAGUCAAUUUAUUCUAGAGCCCGGUUCACGGUUUUCUAGAAAUUUGCAUCUAGUCCCAAUCAUUCAUCCUCCACGAGGAAGUGAAUUGCCAUUCGACUUAGUGUUUAAGAUUAGCAGCUUGGUGCAACAUGGAUGCCUUCCCGGUCCCGUACUGAAUGACAGAUUCUUCCGCUUAGUUGAUCCAAGAUUGGUAAACAUUGAUUGCAUUGAAAAUGCCUUGGAGAAAUUGCUCUAUAUGAAGGAAUGCUGUUAUGAUCCUGUGAUGUGGCUGACUGAUGCAUACCGUAAUUUCAAGCAUCCUCCAAAAUCCGCUUCUAUAAAUCUCGAUGAUGGAUUGGUUUAUGUAAGGAGGGUCCUAGUGACUCCAACAAAGGUUUAUUUUUAUGGGCCCGAGGUAAACCAAUCGAACCGUGUGUUGCGCCAUUACAUUAAUGACAUUGAAAAUUUCCUCCGUGUAUCUUUUGUUGAUGAGGAGUGUGAUAAAAUCCAAUCCAUAGAUUUAUCUCAAAGGGGAAUUGGGAAGACAGACAUUUAUAGCAGGAUACUUUUGACACUAAAAAAUGGCAUUGUUAUUGGUGAUAAAAGGUUUGAAUUUCUCGCGUUCUCAUCAAGUCAGUUAAGAGAGAGUUCUGUUUGGAUGUUUGCAUCAAGAGUUGGACUUACAGCUACUGAUAUAAGAGAAUGGAUGGGCAACUUCAAAAAGAUAAAAAAUGUUGCAAAGUAUGCUGCAAGACUUGGUCAAUCCUUUGGUUCUUCUAGAGAAGCUGAAAGUGUUCACCGGAAUGAAAUUGAAAUUGUUCCUGACAUAAUAAAGAUUACUAAACAAGGGACUGAAUAUAACUUCUCUGACGGGAUUGGAAAAAUAUCUUCAGAUUUUGCCGAAAAAGUCGCCAUAGAAUGUGGCCUGGAAAAGUUAGCCCCGUCUGCUUAUCAAAUCCGCUAUGGUGGAUUUAAGGGAGUCGUUGCUGUUGAUCCUUCUUCGUCAAAGAAGUUGUCUUUAAGAAAAAGCAUGUUGAAAUAUGAAUCAAAUAAUGUAAAACUUGAUGUGUUGGCAUGGAGCAAAUAUCAACCUUGUUAUCUAAACCGCCAAUUGGUGACACUCUUGUCAACUCUUGGUAUCAAAGAUGCGGUCUUUGAGUUGAAGCAAAAAGAAGCAGUUUCUCAACUGAAUGAAAUCCUCACCAAUCCUGCAAAGGCAGCCGAGGCUCUUGAGUUAAUGGCUCCUGGAGAAAACACUAACAUCAUUAAAGAGAUGCUUAUGUGUGGCUACAAGCCUGAUGCCGAACCUUUCCUUUCGAUGACUUUACAAACAUUCAGGGCAUUUAAGUUGCAAGAUAUAAGGACCAAGGCACGUAUAUUCAUACCCAGUGCCAGAUCGAUGAUGGGUUGUCUAGAUGAGACCAGAACAUUGGAAUAUGGUGAAGUAUUUGUUCAGUAUUCAGGUGCUGGAUGGAGACAGUCUCUUGUUGAUUCUCUACAUUACAAUGAAACCAGAGAUUGUAAAUACAUUGUCACAGGAAAGGUAGUCGUUGCAAAGAACCCGUGCUUACAUCCUGGUGAUGUUCGUGUUUUGAGAGCUGUUAACGUGCCUGCUUUGCACCAUAUGGUGGACUGUGUCGUUUUCCCCCAAAAAGGGCAGAGGCCGCAUCCAAAUGAAUGUUCUGGAAGCGACUUGGAUGGAGAUAUUUACUUUGUGUGUUGGGACCAAGAUCUCAUUCCGAAGGAAAUGAAACCAGCGAUGGAUUACACCCCUGCUCCAAGCAUGGCAUUGGACCAUGAUGUUACAAUUGAGGUACAACAUACUAUCGGUCACCCAAAACCAUUGUUCCUUGUGCUAGACUUAGUUGCAUUUUCAAUGCAUAGUUUACAAUUUAUAGUAAUAAUUUUCCGGUAUUUAUGCCUUCGUCUUCCUCUUGCGUCUGUUAUGCAUCACAUUUGAUGCCACACAUCCAGCAUUUAAGUUUAUCAGUAUGUUUUCACUUGAAAGAAAUCGUUCUGCAGGAAGUUCAGAAGUAUUUUGCAGACUACAUUGUGAAUGACAGUUUAGGCAUUAUUUCAAAUGCGCAUGUUGUGUUUGCGGACAAAGAAGAUAAGAUGGCAAUGAGUGAACCGUGUCUUGAACUUGCAAAGCUCUUCUCUAUUGCAGUCGACUUUUGUGAGUUGGUAUUGGUCCACCUCUGUUGUACUUGGCUCGCCUCAUUAAUAUGUUGGUCUCCUAAUUAAUGAGUCUGGCCCAACUCCUUUGCCUACCCGACCAAGCCCAUUCGUCUCCCCUUGUCUUUAUCCAGCCCAUGACUCAUUGUGGCCCUUCUCUUAUAUUGUCCCGUUCCUUCUGGAAUUUCCUAUUUGUGCGACCCUUCCCUCUCUCUUAGCGAUGAGAAGCCUAGACUGUUACCCUAGUUCUAGAGUGAGAGAGUGCCGGUUGAACUGUAGGCUUAGCUCCGGCUAUCCUCCGGUGAGACCCUUGGGGUUCCCUUCUGUGGGCUUCACUCUGAGCUGGUAUUUGGGGGUUCUUCUCCGGUGGGUUCUCUGGGGUCUGGUCUGGGGGGUUUUGGGCUCCAAAACUGAGUGUUUGAGACUGUUGCCCUUUCGGUUUCCCUUGUUGACUCCUUGGUGGUGAAUGGUGAGCUAGCCCUUGGGGCUAUGGUGAUUGAGGUCUGAGCCGGUCCAGUAACUCUACAGUGGUAUCAGAGCUGGAAGCUGCCUCUUCUCACCAACGCUGGAGACUCGCCGGAAGCACUUCCCACACCUGGUAACGCCUCAGCUUCCCCUCGCGAUUGGUAAGUCGGGUUGUCUGAUCUAGACACUCGCUCAGGUAUAACCUCUAAAUCCCUAUCUUGGGCUACCGGAGUGCCACCGGCAUCUAUGCUGCAUGGGUAGAUCUUAAACCCUAGGUUUUGGAUCUUCCGGUUAGAAACCCUAGAUUUUCCGUUGCAUGUGCAGAUUCGGUAUAGACCAAUCUGCAGAAACCCUAGGUCUGUUGAACUCGUGCAUGGGUGGUGUCAAUCUGUGUCGAACUUGACCCACCAUUCUCUGUGUGAUUGCCUGAGCACCUUUGUGGUUAUUACUUGUUUUGGGCCUCUACUGUUUGUGACUCUCAUCUGUUUCCAGUUCACUUUUUUACCUGUGUUAUUGGUUUCUGACCCAUUGUAAUACUGUGACUGUAAAACUCUAGUGGGCUAAGGCACUUGAGGUUAGGGCUAGGGGAUUCCCUGCCAGCCACCUCAGUGGCCCCGGAUCUGCGUGGUCCCUUAGUCCGCAGCCUAACCCCCUAGGGCUCAGUCUCCGCAUUACAGUUGUCUCAUUAACUGUGUAGGUUUGUUGUUUACCAUGACUUCCAACAUGUAUGGUAUGCUUCCCUUUAAUGGUAAAUCUGACUUUGAUAUUUGGAAACAAAAGAUAAAAUGUGUCCUUAUCCAACAAAAGGUGUAUAGAGCUGUCACUGGUCAGUUUUUAGAAUCUGAGGAUAAGUCUAAACAAACUGAGAUGAAUGAAACUGCCUGUUCCACCAUAUAUCUAAACUUGUCUGACUCUGUCCUUAGAAAAGUAGGAAUCCUUGAGUCUGCCAAAGCCCUCUGGGAUAAACUUGAGUCCACUUACACUGAUACUUCUCUUCCUGGUAAACUGUUUUUAUUGGAAAAAUUUUUUAGGUUCAGACUUGACCUAAGUAAAGACAUUGAAGAAAACCUAGAUGUUUUUCAAAAACUGAUCCAGAACAUAAAACAAGCUGGGGAUAAACAUAUUGAUGAUUAUACCCCUAUUGUACUUCUUAAUGCCAUUCCUGAUUCCUAUAAUGAUGUUAAGUCAGCCAUUAAAUAUGGGAGGGAUGAUAUAACCCUUGAUAUUGUAAUUAAUGGCCUAAAAAGCAAAGAGCUUGACUUAAGACACUCUAGGGGUCACAAUAAUCACUCUAAGGACUCUGGUGAAGCCUUUUUUGUUAGGGGCAGAUCCAAGAGUAGGUCUAGGUACCCUAGAAAAGAAAAUCAGGACAAGAACAGUAGACAGCCAGGUAAGAAAAGGUAUAAGUCCAAGAAAAGAGUUUGUUACAACUGUGGUAACCCAGGUCAUUUUAUAAAAGAUUGUACCCAACCUAAAAGAAAUGAACAGGCCAACUCUGUAACCAAUAAAGAAAUGAGUGAUGAAGUGUUCAUGGUCUGUGACCAAGCCAACUCUAUCCUAAGCAACCUAACUGAAUUUGAAUGGUUAAUUGAUUCAGGGUGUACCUACCACAUGACUCCUUUUAGAAAUAUGUUUACUUCUUAUAGUACCUGUGAGUCUGGUCAUGUGUCCUUAGCUGACAAUAAGAAGUGCAAGGUUCAUGGUAUGGGUGACAUAAGUCUUAAAUUUGAGAAUGGAACUGUCUUCAAAUUGAAAAAUGUUAGGCAUGUCCCUGAUCUUAGGCACAAUCUACUUUCUGUUUCUGCUUUUGAAGAGUGUGGUCUUGAGGGAAAAUGGGGGAAUGGGUGCAUGAAAAUCCUGAAAAACUCUUUGGUUUUGUUCAAAGCUUUAAAAGAAAAUAGCCUAUAUGUGGUUCAUGCUAAACCAUUUUCUGAACAUGCUAAUACUGUACUCUCUGACAAGUCUGUGCUCUGGCACCAAAGGCUUGGACAUAUGAGUAAUAAAGGAUUAAAUGUUUUGCAAAAAUCAGGCUGUUUUGGAAAUGACUUGGUGUCACCUAUACCAUUCUGUGAAGGUUGUGUCUUAGGUAAACAACAUAGGGUCCAGUUUCCUACCUCUAGCUAUCCUAAUGAGCCUAAGUCUAAAGCUGUUCUCGACUACAUACAUGCAGAUGUGUGGGGUCCUUCCAGUGUCCCUACCCAUGGGGGUAGGAGGUAUUUUCUGUCCAUAAUUGAUGAUUUCUCUAGAAAAGUUUGGGUCUGCUUGUUAGAACAUAAAUCUGAGGUGUAUGUCAAGUUUAAAGAAUGGAAAAUUAUGGUAGAAAAUCAAACUGGAUGUAAGGUUAAAACCCUUAGAACAGACAAUGGAUUAGAAUUCUGCAAUAAGGACAUGGAUAGGUUGUGUACCGAGUGUGGGAUUAGGAGACACAAAACUGUGCCCUAUACUCCCCAACAAAAUGGUUUGGCUGAGAGAAUGAAUAGGACCCUCCUUGACAAAGUCAGAAGUAUGCUUGCUACUUCUGGUCUCCCCAAGAAGUUUUGGGGAGAAGCUGUUAAUACAGCCACCUACUUGAUCAAUAGGUCUCCUUCUGUACCCUUAGAUGGUAAAUGCCCUGAGUUUGUCUUCUCUAAGACACCCCUUGACCUGUCUAACUUAAAGGUGUUUGGGUGUGCUGCCUAUGUACAUCAACAGACUGACAAGUUGGAACCUAGAUCUAAAAAGUGUAUUUUCUUAGGUUACCCUGAAGGGGUAAAAGGGUAUAGGAUCUGGGAUAGGAGUCAGAUUGGUUUUAAGAUCAUAAUAAGUAGAAAUGUUGUGUUCAAUGAAUUUGAUUUCCCCUGCUUAGUGAAAAAUGUGACUGAACCUGAUCUGAGCCCUGAAGGCACCACUCCCAGUGAGGUGGAGCCUACUCAGACUACCUCUAACCCUCUGGUUAAUGAAUCUGGAUCACCUGAUGCUACUGACCUGACCAACACUAUGCUUGACACCCCCUCUACCUACAGUGAGGUGGAGCAGCCUACUGAGUCUAACAACAAUAAUGAAAAUGUGCAUGAUGAAUUUGCAGGUGAUAACUCUACUGAUAACAAUGAUUUUCAUGAAACUUAUUCUGAAAAUUUGAACCUUGAAAAUUAUCAGUUAGCUAGAGACAGAACUAGGAGAAACAUAAGGAAAAUUUCUGAUAGUAUGACUGAUUAUGCUUUUCAUCUGUAUGAUACUUCCUUGUUUGCUUUCUCUGUGUUUGAAACUCUUGAUUUAAAUGAACCUAGAACCUACCAGGAAGCCCUUGCAUCUAGAGAAUCUAAAAACUGGCUUAGUGCUAUGCAAAGUGAAAUAGAUUCCCUUAAGUUGAAUAAGACUUGGACCCUAGUUCCUAGGACUCCUAACUGUUCUGUUGUUGAGUGCAAAUGGCUUUUCAAAGUUAAAGAGGAGCCUAAUAAUAUUAGGUUUAAGGCUAGGUUAGUUGCCAAAGGUUUCACUCAAAAGGAAGGGAUAGAUUAUGCUGAAAUUUUUGCCCCUGUAGUAAAAUUUACUACAAUUAGGAUGAUGCUUGCUUUAGUUGCCCAUAAUGACUGGGAAAUGAAGCAGAUGGAUGUUACCACUGCCUUCCUACAUGGAGAAUUGGAUAAGCAGAUUUGUAUGACCCAACCUGAGGGUUUUGUUGACCCUAAGUACCCUAGGCAUGUUUGUCUUCUUAAGAAGGCUCUCUAUGGCCUUAAACAGUCUCCUAGGCAGUGGAACAUUAAGUUUGACCAAUGCAUGUCCUCCCUAAGGUUCAAAAGGUCCGAUUCUGAUCCUUGCUUGUAUUUUAAGGAUGCUGACUCUGUACUUGUUUUCUUGUUGAUCUAUGUGGAUGAUAUGCUUAUUAUCAGCCCCUCUGUGAAUGCCAUUAAGAAUGUUCAACAGUGUCUUUGUGAAAACUUUGCUAUGAAGGACUUAGGAGAUGCUAAGAGAAUCCUAGGGAUUAAUAUCAUUAGGGAUAGGAGUAGGUGUACCCUUACCCUUAACCAGACCUCCUACCUUGAUAAAGUCCUUAAGAAGUUCAACAUGAAUUAUGCCCUGCCUGUCAAUGUGCCCUUAGCUUCUCAUUUUGCUCUAAGUAAGGAUCAGUCUCCUAAGACUGGCCCUGAAAUUGAUAGGAUGAAGUCUGUACCCUAUUCCAAUGCAAUAGGGUCGGUUAUGUAUCUCAUGGUAAGCACCAGGCCUGAUAUUGCCUAUGCAGUCAGCUGCUUAAGUAGAUAUAUGGCCAACCCUGGGAUGCCUCAUUGGAAUGCCCUGAAAUGGUUGCUUAGAUACCUUAAGGGUACCAUUUCUCAUGGGCUUGUGUUUUCUAAGUCUAAUUCUGAAAUAUGCCUUACUGGUUAUGUUGAUUCCAAUUAUGCAAAUGAUAGGGAUAAUAGGAAGUCUACUACUUCUUAUAUUUUUACUUUGUGUGGUUCAUGCAUAAGUUGGAAAUCUCAACUUCAGCCUAUUGUUGCACUUUCUACUACUGAAUCUGAAUACGUUGCAGCAACUGAGGCCUUUAAAGAGGCUAUCUGGCUGAAACGUAUUCUAUCUGAAAUUGGUUUUCUUAGACAGGUUGUAACUGUGUACUCUGAUAGCCAGUCUGCUAUACAACUGUGCAAAAACCCAGUAUUUCAUGACAGGACCAAGCACAUUGAUGUUAGGUUCCACUUCAUCAGGGACAUUGUCGAUAAAGGAGGGAUUAAGCUAUGCAAAAUAGCUUCUGAAUUCAACCCUGCUGAUAUGGGGACUAAAUGUCUCACUUUUGAAAAACUGUUUUCUUGUAAACGUAUUCUUAAUUUAGAUUGUGGCUGAUAAGAACAGAUUAAAACAAGAAAAACCGGCAAUGAUGAUACUCCCAUUCACAUUUUGCUCUACACCACCAUGGGGACCAAUAAGGUGGAGAUUGUGAGUUGGUAUUGGUCCACCUCUGUUGUACUUGGCUCGCCUCAUUAAUAUGUUGGUCUCCUAAUUAAUGAGUCUGGCCCAACUCCUUUGCCUACCCGACCAAGCCCAUUCGUCUCCCCUUGUCUUUAUCCAGCCCAUGACUCAUUGUGGCCCUUCUCUUAUAUUGUCCCGUUCCUUCUGGAAUUUCCUAUUUGUGCGACCCUUCCCUCUCUCUUAGCGAUGAGAAGCCUAGACUGUUACCCUAGUUCUAGAGUGAGAGAGUGCCGGUUGAACUGUAGGCUUAGCUCCGGCUAUCCUCCGGUGAGACCCUUGGGGUUCCCUUCUGUGGGCUUCACUCUGAGCUGGUAUUUGGGGGUUCUUCUCCGGUGGGUUCUCUGGGGUCUGGUCUGGGGGGUUUUGGGCUCCAAAACUGAGUGUUUGAGACUGUUGCCCUUUCGGUUUCCCUUGUUGACUCCUUGGUGGUGAAUGGUGAGCUAGCCCUUGGGGCUAUGGUGAUUGAGGUCUGAGCCGGUCCAGUAACUCUACAACUUUCCCAAGACAGGUGUUCCUGCUGAGAUACCUUACCAUCUGCGUGUCAAAGAAUAUCCCGACUUCAUGGAAAAGCCCGCUGAAAAGACAACUUAUGUUUCGUCAAGAGUGAUAGGAAAGCUAUUUAGGGAGGUCAAAGAUAUCACUCCACUGCUCAGCUCUAUUACAUCCUUUACAAUAGAAGUUGCGAGAAAAUCAUAUGAUCCUGACUUGGAAGUGGACGGGUUCGAAGACUUCAUUGAAGAAGCUUUUAAUUGUAAAACUCGUUAUGACUUGAAGCUGGGCAAUCUAAUGGACUAUUAUGGAAUAAAAACUGAGGCAGAAGUGCUGAGCGGUGCCGUCAUAAAGACUUCAAAAUUGUUUGAUCGCAGAAGGGAUGCAGAUGCGGUUAGUGUGGCUGUGAGGGCCUUGAAGAAGGAGGCAAGGUCAUGGUUCAAGAAAGGAAGUGAGUCGGCCGAGGACUUGUUGGCCAAGGCAUCAGCUUGGUACCAUGUCACUUAUCACCAUACAUAUUGGGGUAACUACAAUGAGGAUAUGAACCGAGCCCACUUCAUCAGUUUCCCAUGGUGUGUCUAUGACAAACUUAUUCAGAUCAAGAGGACCAAAACAGGAAAUAGGGCUCUCCGUUUGACAUCGACUGAACAUCAAAGAAAUAAUGUGUAUGAUCCAUCUCACGUAUUAGAUAAACCACAUGUGGAGAUAUGUGAGAAUGUGAAUUAUGCGGUGCAACCGGUGAAGAUACUAGAUAGACAAGUAAAGAAUUUGAGAAGUAAAGAAGUUCCAAUGGUUAAAAUCCUUUGGAAGACUGAUCGGGUCGAAAAAGAGACUUGGGAAACUGAAGCUUUGAUGAGGAAGCAGUACGCAUUUCUAUUUGGGUAGGGUUGAAAAUCCUGUUCAGUGGGUGAACUUUUGACACCGCCCCCGGAUGUACUCGAAUUUUCUAUUCUUGGUUUAAUUAAUGUGUUUGAAAUUUCUAUUGUUGAUCAAUUGUAAGUCGAUUAAAGAUUUAAAUAAUAAAUUAUUAAUUAAAUUGCUUACUGGGCCCAGAAUAUUGGGAUGAACUACCUCAUAUAUAUUUGGGCCAUCUUA
Cuscuta epithymum is the source of this 10248-nucleotide messenger RNA. Lineage: Eukaryota; Viridiplantae; Streptophyta; Magnoliopsida; Solanales; Convolvulaceae. The record is from the annotation of a GenBank genome assembly.